Molecule: messenger RNA, 2808 nt
Organism: Sesamum indicum (sesame)
Lineage: Eukaryota; Viridiplantae; Streptophyta; Magnoliopsida; Lamiales; Pedaliaceae
Product: kinesin-like protein KIN-13B
Biological process (GO): microtubule depolymerization; microtubule-based movement
Cellular component (GO): microtubule
Molecular function (GO): microtubule binding; microtubule motor activity; ATP binding
Source: RefSeq, a predicted model, not a curated record
AAAAUCUUCAAUCUUUUUCACCUUUUUCACUGCAUUUUCGAAGUGAAACUGAAUCACAGCCGUUGAAUUUCGGAGCUCCUCUCCGACCAAGUCUUCACAUUUAUAAUCACCACUAAGAGUUUCUCUCUCUAACAGACAUACAUUGUAUUCCUCUGUAGUACUCCAGAAAGAUUCGAUUUUAAUAUUGGGUUGGAGAUAUUUUGAUAAUCUGUUCACAGGAACCGUAGUUUUUGCACAUUAAGGAGGUGGGUUCUUGUUUUUUUUUUUCCCCGAUUUUUUUGGUCUGGUUGGUGAGAGAUGAAUGCGGUGGGGAGGCAGAGAUCCGGGGCGCCGCCGGCGCACCACCAGCGGCAGUACUCCGAUAAUUUUCUCGAGAGUUCUUCGAACGGCCGAUGGCUGCAAUCAGCUGGCCUGCAGCACCUACAGUCAUCCAACAAUGCGGUUCCUCCAGUUCAGGAUUUUGGGUACUACAAUGGAGGUGGUCAGGGUCCGAGAAUGUAUAGGAGUGUGCAGGCGCAGAGAACUUAUAGUAGCGGCAGCGAUUUGUUUGCGGAGCCUUUAACGCCGCCGGGGAAUCCGCGGAGGAAGAACGGGGAAGAGCAAGUUUCUCCAAAUGAGUGUAGCCCGGGGUUGUUGGAUCUGCAUUCUUUUGAUACUGAGCUACUUCCUGAGAUGUCCGUCCCUGGUCUGUAUGAUGGCCCUCCAAUGAAUCAUCUUAUACGAGGAAGAAGCUUUGGUGACUCUGACCCAUAUUUUGGAAACAAUAAACAAACUGGUAAAGCUCGUGGCUUGCCUGAGAGCAAUGUUCUGAAAAGCAUUGCAGCAGACAAUGUCAAGGCCAGCAAUGUUGCGAAAAUCAAAGUAGUGGUGAGGAAAAGACCACUAAACAAAAAGGAACUGGCAAAGAACGAUGAAGAUAUCAUAGAAACCUAUUCAAAUUCUCUCGUUGUACAUGAGACAAAACUUAAGGUUGACCUGACAGAAUAUGUGGAGAAACAUGAAUUUGUAUUUGAUGCAGUGCUGAAUGAGGAAGUUUCAAAUGAUGAGGUUUAUCGUGAAACUGUGGAGCCUAUUGUUCCGAUAAUUUUCCAACGCACAAAAGCUACUUGCUUUGCUUAUGGCCAAACAGGAAGUGGCAAAACUUACACUAUGAAACCACUGCCCCUCAAAGCUGUGAGAGAUAUCUUGAGGCUCAUGCACCACACUUACAGGAACCAAGGCUUUCAGUUGUUCGUCAGCUUCUUCGAGAUAUAUGGAGGAAAACUCUUUGACUUGCUCAGUGAUAGGAAAAAACUUUGUAUGAGAGAGGACGGCAAACAGCAGGUUUGCAUUGUGGGCUUGCAAGAGUAUCGAGUAGUAGAUGUGGAGACGAUUAAGGAACUCAUUGAAAGAGGAAAUGCAACAAGAAGUACAGGCACCACAGGGGCGAACGAGGAGUCAUCUCGAUCACAUGCCAUUCUUCAGCUUACUAUUAAGAGGUCAGCUGACGGCAGUGAAUCUAAACCCCCACGGGUUGUUGGGAAGCUUUCCUUUAUAGACCUUGCUGGAAGUGAACGUGGUGCAGAUACUACAGACAACGAUAAGCAAACAAGAAUGGAAGGAGCUGAGAUCAAUAAAAGUUUGCUUGCAUUGAAGGAAUGCAUUAGAGCGCUUGAUAACGACCAAGGGCACAUUCCAUUUAGAGGCAGUAAAUUAACUGAAGUCUUGAGGGAUUCGUUUGUUGGAAAUUCUCGAACUGUUAUGAUAUCAUGUAUUUCACCAAACUCAGGAUCCUGUGAACACACCUUGAACACCUUAAGAUAUGCUGACAGGGUGAAGAGCCUUUCAAAAGGCAACAACUCCAAGAAAGACGUCUUAUCUUCAACCACAAAUCUGAAGGAGUCAACAACACAACCCUUGUCUUCAGUCGUUCCCCCUGCAUCGACUUUUGAAGACGACACGGGUGAUUCAUGGCCUGAACAAACGGAUAGGGAAGAAUACGAUGAGGAUUUCUACGAGCAAGAGAAGCCGUCAUGGAAGAAGAACUCAAAAAUUGACUCAUACAACUUUUCGAACUCGGAUGACAAAGUGAAGAGAACCAAUGGUCAGACAAAGUGGAAGGAUCCUCCCAAAUCAGAAAUGAAGUACUCAAAUUCAGACGAAGAUUUGAAUGCUUUACUGAAGGAAGAAGAAGAGCUUGUCAAUGCUCACAGGAAACAAGUGGAGGAGACAAUGGAUAUUGUUCGAGAGGAGAUGAAUCUAUUGGUUGAGGCAGAUCGACCUGGUAAUCAGCUAGAUGAUUACAUCUCCAGACUGAACUCAAUCCUGUCCCAGAAAGCUGCUGGUAUCUUACAACUGCAAAAUCGUUUGGCUCAUUUUCAGAAACGCUUGAAGGAGCACAAUGUCCUCGUUUCUUCCGGCUAUUAACUGCAAGUCAUCACAUGAUAUUACACAAAGACGCAGAUGACACAGCCUGUUUGCUACAUUGGCUCCACAGUCGAUUAUGUGUUUGCUUGAGGCAGCUUUUGUGAGUGAACAUGAAAACAUACUGAAGGAGGUUUUGGCACCGACUUUUUCAUGGGUCGUUAUCCGGUUACUUGCAAGAGUCAUCCGAGGAUCCUUGCACGCCCUUCGGCCCAAUUCGAGCCGCUUAUAUUGAUUCUACAAUGCUGUCGCUCAUUUGUUAGCAGAACACAGUACAGAGCUCUACCUUUGUAACUUUCACAAUUUGAUUGACAUACAAGGCAUUGCUUAUGUCGAAGGUUUCAGCUUGUUUACUUGUGGAAACCCUGUUUCAUGAUGUAAUAUAUGAUUUCAGCUCUGUUUUUA